This is a messenger RNA of Pseudo-nitzschia multistriata, 1435 nucleotides long. NCBI's taxonomy places the organism in Eukaryota, Bacillariophyta, Bacillariophyceae, Bacillariales, Bacillariaceae. The record is from the annotation of a GenBank genome assembly.
ACAAAAAACGAAGAGCACCGUAGUCCGUGUUAAGCAAUGGACAAAGGCCCAACGAUCGAUUACCCGCUGCCAAACUGCAUACCGCYACAAUGAGGCUCUAUAGCAACCAGACGAAGCAUGCGCUCGUGCUCCUCGUGGCCCGAACCGUUUGGACCGGCACUCCCCUGCSACAGUCGUCUGCUCUGGUGAUCCACCAGAACCACUACAACCGUGCCGUUCCGCCCCCGGCCACCGCCCCCCCGGCCGGGGUGUCCUCGCGCCCGUUCCGAUCCGCGCAGGUGGCCCUGUUUGCCAAGCCCAAAAAGGCGGGGAGCACCGUCGACAGCUACCAGACCGUCAGCGUCAACUGCGGCUCGUGCCGGGAGCGUCUCUUUCGGUACAAGAAGAAGAACGGCACCAAGAGCAACCUCGUCAAGUGCUACGUCGAGCGGGUCAGCGAGGACUGCGCCGGGAUCCUCGCGGCGGCGGCGGCGGCGAAGGGGGCUUCCUCCGGGAGCGACCACGACGGAGACGGCAAUGGCCACCGCGAGGCGGGAUCCCGCCGGAAGAACCCGAGCGGACGCCGUGCCGGGGGCAAGCCAAAGCCGCCGGGCAGCGCGAAACCCGCCGCGGAACCCGAACCCGAUGGGGCGGUGCCGGUGCUCCARAGCCUCGACCCGGGGUACUCGUGGGAGUGCCCUAGCUGCGGCACGAAGUUCGCGAGGUCGUCCGUGAUCCACGGCCGRCCGGCCCUGAAACUCAUCGGGGGAAAGACGCGAAUGACCAAGAAAUAGGCACGGCAUGGCACGGCACAGCACAGCACAGCACAACAUACCAAGCCAUGCACACACCGCGCCGCAUCGCAUUAGGCCUUUGAGGAUCGAAUCACGGGCGGCUCGAUCYUAGAUGGAAACACAUCACACAGACCAGCGUCUCUUGAGAGAAAAGUCACGAGUCAAACCAAUGCGCMAUGGUUUGUUCGGGAACGGGGGGCAUUAUCAUCGCCUUUGCUGGUUUUCCAUUGAUGAAAAACUCUUGAGGAUUGCUUGGUMUUUGCUGCCGAUGCUGUUGUUGUUGCUACCGGACAGACCGCUGUUGGUCUGGUUCUUGUUUCUGUUCUUUCCGUAGUUUUUUUUGGAUCUGUUCCUUUCCGAGGCUACGGAAUAGUCCAGAUCGUACAGAGCUUUUUGAUGCAAAGAAUAACUCGAAAACCUCUCCAUCUCCGCUACUAGGAAAUCCAUCCASUCUGGCAUAUAYUUCUGCCGCGUGRCCAAAGGAGUGUGCAUUGCGCUUAACUUUGUCUGCCAGCUGUUCGCAAAGGAGGUAUGCCUUAUGUGCAUCGUUCAAGAAAUGCUUUCUUGGUACUAUUCGAAUUUUUCWAUGGUACUGAAACUGGAAACUCGUACUAGGAAUCGCUCCUAAUAGUAUSCUGUACCUAAAUAUCACUAAUUCUUAU